CCGACCGCGGCCGUCGCUGGGAAAGCCGAGCUGUCUUGUUCCCGCAGAGCGCCCCGCCAUGAAGCCCAACUUCUCCCUGCGACUGAGGGUCUUUAACCUCAACUGCUGGGGCAUUCCCUACCUGAGCAAGCACCGAGCAGACCGCAUGAAGCGCCUGGGGGACUUUCUGAACAUGGAGAGCUUCGACCUAGCCCUGCUGGAGGAGGUGUGGAGUGAGCAGGACUUCCAGUACCUGAGACAGAAGCUGUUGCCUACCUACCCCGCUGCACACUACUUCAGGAGUGGCAUCAUUGGUAGUGGCCUCUGUGUCUUCUCCAAACACCCAAUCCAGGAAUUCACCCAGCACAUCUUCACCGUCAAUGGCUACCCCUAUAUGAUCCAUCAUGGUGACUGGUUCUGUGGGAAGGCUGUGGGGCUGCUGGUACUCCAGCUAAGUGGACUGGUGCUCAAUGCCUAUGUGACUCAUCUCCAUGCAGAGUACAAUCGACAGAAGGACAUCUACCUAGCACACCGUGUGGCCCAAGCUUGGGAACUGGCCCAUUUCAUCCACCAUACAUCCAAGAAGGCUGAUAUGGUUCUAUUGUGUGGGGACCUCAACUUGCACCCGAAGGACCUGGGUUACCGCCUGCUGAAGGAGUGGACAGGGCUACAUGAUGCCUACCUUGAGACACGGGACUUCAAGGGCUCUGAAGAAGGCUGUACAAUGGUACCUGGGAACUGCUACGUCAACCAGAAGGAGCUGGAGCGAUUUCCCUGUGGUAUCCGCAUCGACUAUGUGCUUUAUAAGGCGGUUUCUGGGUUGUACAUCUCCUGCAAGACUCUCAAAACCACUACCGGCCAGGACCCUCACAGUGGCUCUCCCCUCUCUGAUCAUGAGGCCCUGAUGGCUACUCUGUGUGUGAGACACAGCCCACCCCAGCACAACCCCAGCUCUACCCAAGGACCAGCAGAGAGCUCACCAUUGAUCAGUGUGCUAAGGGAGACCUUGACAGAACUGAAUCUGGCUGUGGCUCAAGCUUGUUGGUGGGCCACCUUUGCUGGCUACGGGAUUGGUCUGGGGCUGCUUCUCUUGGCAGUGCUGUGUGUCCUGGCAGCUGGAGGAGGGUUCAGAGAAGCUGCCAUACUGCUCUGGAGCCCCAGUGUAGGACUGACGCUGGGGGCAGGUGCAGUCUACAUCUUCCACAUGCAGGAGGCCAAGGGUUUAUGUAAGGCUCGGGCUGAGCUCCAACAUGUACUGGGAAGGACAAGGGAGGCCCAGGACCUGGGCCCAGAGUCUCAGCCAGCCUUGUUCCUGGGGCAUCAGGAGGGGGACAGGGCUGAAGACCAAUAAAGCUUGACACUUU
Molossus molossus (Pallas's mastiff bat) is the source of this 1343-nucleotide messenger RNA. It is a transcript of the gene SMPD2, whose product is annotated as sphingomyelin phosphodiesterase 2. The coding region runs from base 59 to 1330 and encodes 423 amino acids. The transcript is spliced from 10 exons. The record is from RefSeq and is a predicted model, not a curated record. Gene Ontology annotation, cellular component: cytoplasm. Gene Ontology annotation, molecular function: sphingomyelin phosphodiesterase activity. Lineage: Eukaryota; Metazoa; Chordata; Mammalia; Chiroptera; Molossidae.